Hemibagrus wyckioides is the source of this 594-nucleotide messenger RNA. RefSeq names its product cytochrome c oxidase subunit 5B, mitochondrial. The transcript has 4 exons. Gene Ontology annotation, biological process: mitochondrial electron transport, cytochrome c to oxygen. Gene Ontology annotation, cellular component: mitochondrial envelope. NCBI's taxonomy places the organism in Eukaryota, Metazoa, Chordata, Actinopteri, Siluriformes, Bagridae. The record is from RefSeq and is a predicted model, not a curated record. Bases 68 to 445 code for a protein of 125 amino acids.
CAGUCCUCAACCGCCAUUUGCGUCAUCAGUGUGCGUCCUGUGCAGUUGGAGUAGAAGCAGAAGGAAAAUGGCUGCAAGGUUACUGCGCGCUGCAGUGCGGGCCUCGGCUCUGUGCCGCGUUUCUUCCACUCCUGUCCUCAGCAGGGGGAUGGCGGCUGGAGGCAUUCCCACUGAUGAGCAGCAGGCCACUGGGCUAGAGAAAAAAAUCCUGACGUCCUUUAAAGCCGGCGCGGACCCGUACAGUGUGUUGAAGCCAAAGCAGUAUGCUGGCUCUAAAGAGGACCCGCACAUCGUCCCCUCCAUCAACAAGAAGCGUAUCGUCGGCUGUGUCUGUGAGGAGGACAACACGGCCAUCGUGUGGUUUUGGCUGCACGAAGGAGAACCUCAGCGCUGUCCGUCCUGCGGCUCGCACUACAAACUUGUUCCUCACGAACUUCCUCAUUGAGACUCUGUAGACCUUCAGCUCGGUUUUUCUCUUCUGUGUUAAUUAACAUAACCUUCAUACAAACAGAACUGCUGCAGUUACACCUCUGACUGUACCGGGUGUGUGUGUGUGUGUAAUACCAGUUAAUCCUAAUAAACAAUUUAAACCUG